Messenger RNA from Oppia nitens, 753 nucleotides. RefSeq lists its product as uncharacterized. The record is from RefSeq and is a predicted model, not a curated record. Bases 28 to 687 code for a protein of 219 amino acids. The transcript has 2 exons. Lineage: Eukaryota; Metazoa; Arthropoda; Arachnida; Sarcoptiformes; Oppiidae.
UUUUUCAAAAAAAAAAAUAAAUAAAACAUGGCGACCACUAAAUUAACGCUGUCGAUAGCACUGAUAGUUGUGGGCACCUGUAUCUCCUUGUCAUCGGUCGACGGCCUGCUAAACGAUUUGCUAAAAGCACAGAAAAAACUGCCAAAAUUAGGCCAACUGUCCAACAAAGUAGCCAAAGUAGCCAAAGGCGGCGCCGGCGGCAAAACAAGCGCACUGACCGAUGUAGCACUGGAUACGGAUAGUGAGGUGAAAAAAGCGGCCAACGUUGCCGACGUACCCGACGUGGCCGACAACGAGGACAUACGCAAGGCUGCGAUGGACACGGUUAGCGAUUUGGCCGUAAAGGGAGCUAAACAAAAGACCGACAAAUUGUUGGCCAAACUGAAGAAAAAAACGGUAGCCGAAGGAGAAACAGAAGAAUCCACUGAAGAAUCGAAAGAAGAAGAAGCAGAAGAAACCAAAUCAACUGAAGACAAACCGAAGACAAAGUCGUCAAAGGCUAAGACAUCGAAGAAUAAGAAUAAGAAGAAGAAGUCGACUAAGAAAUCAAAACAAAGGACUACUACUGAAGAGUCGGGCGAUGAUUGCGAAGAUAAGGCUAAAGAAGACAAAGAGGACAAAGAAGACAAAGAGGCGGAAAAAAAGGAUAAAAAACAAGAAGACAAAGAAGACAAAGAAAGCAAAUAAAUAAUUAAAUCAAAAUUAAAUCAAAAUUAAUUAAAAAUUAAUUAAAUUAUUAUUAUUAUUAUUAUA